AAGCAAUUGCCAGACUCGCGGUCGCGAGAAAUCCGCAGUCUCGCGAAAAAGUGAAAGAAUCAUUGCUGAAGUGAGUUCCUGGUGGCAGGAAGUGAUACGAGAGUAGUGUAGAAGUGAGUGCCGCGUGUGCAUGAGGUGGUGAGAAUGAGUUACAAUAUAAGCUGGAUAUUUCCACGACUGAGGAAGCCGUCGACGUUCUGGCAUCUGGCCAGCACAGUCACAAUCGCGGCUGUGGGGCUCUUUAGCAAGAUAAUUAUGGUGUGGCUCAACAAGACUCGCGUGCACAAUCGGCAAAUCUUGUCUGACGCACUGAGGAAUCGUCCACACGGAGUCCCACUCAUUACGUGCUCUAAUCACGAGUCAUGCUUCGAUGACCCAGGAUUAUGGGGUGUUCUUCCGCUGAAUCAAGUGUGCAACCACAACGUGAUCAGAUGGUCGCUGGCGGCGCACGAUAUCUGCUUCACCAACAAGUAUCAUUCCCUCUUCUUCAUGUUCGGCAAGUGCGUGCCGUGCGUGCGCGGCGCCGGCGUCUACCAGCCGGCCAUGGAUGUGUGCAUAGAGAAGCUGGCGCUGGGCGAGUGGGUGCACGUCUUUCCCGAAGGGAAGGUGAACAUGGCUCAAGAGUACAUUCGGUUGAAGUGGGGCAUCGGUCGCCUGAUCUACGAGAGUCCUGUUCUUCCAAUAAUCAUUCCCAUCUGGCAUAAGGGAAUGGAGACUGUUCUUCCGAAUGAACCACCUUACAUUCUGCGCGUGGGCAAGAAAGUUACCAUCAACUUCGGAGAGCCCAUUGACUUGAAUGAACUGGUGAAGUCUCUCAAAGAGCGCAAUGUUCCCGAGCCAGAGGCUAGAAAAGUCAUCACAGAUCGCAUUGAGGAGGAAUUAGAUAAUUUAAGGAUAAAGACGGAACAGCUACACAAUAAGUGCUGACGAGUGUCACGAGGCUGAAUAAGUAGAUUAAUUGACAACGUAGAGAGAGAGAGAGAGUUGUGUAUCGUGAGAGGAUAUCUUGCGCGCGCGGUGCCAUGUGAAAUAUCCAGUCUCCAAGUCCAUAAUUACAUAUUAAGAAGAACAGUGUCCACAUAAUUCUUGCCCCAUAUUUCCCCUGAGACAUUAUUAAAGGUCGCAAAUUUAAAAGAGUUGAUGUUAAUCUGUAUAAUCGGAAUGCUGGACGGAAGGCAAAUUCCCCAAAAUGUAGAUAAGCUGUGAACUAUUUAGCCAUUCAUUGCGAUUUUAUUCAUCACCUUGUUUUGUGAUACGAUUCAAAUGCCAAUUGAUUAGUCCUUUUUGUACCUACGCAUGUGUGCAUAGUUAGAUCAGCAAUAUAUAUAUAUAUAUAUAUAUAUAUCAAAUUUCUGGAUUGGGAUUUGAUGGUGGAAUGAUUGCCUUUGUUUUUAUUUAUAUAAAACAGAAAAGAAAAAGAUCCGUUUUAUUUUUUUUUGCUCCAAAAAUGUUUACACACGCAGUGCUUUUAUCUUAAGAUUAUUGUUAUGGUCAAACAAUCCCCACACAGAUUUUGUCCUGAGAUGUUGUUUUUUCUGCAUUUCUCUCCACCGAUCGAGUCAGAGCUGUAUUCUUGAAAAUAUACACAUUACAAGAUAUACCAAAAUGAUAGUGUUUAAAAGACAGAUAAUAAUAAUAAUGUAAAUAAAAAAUUUGAGCUGUAUCGAGA
Messenger RNA from Phlebotomus argentipes, 1669 nucleotides. RefSeq names its product tafazzin (gene Taz). Gene Ontology annotation, cellular component: mitochondrial membrane. NCBI's taxonomy places the organism in Eukaryota, Metazoa, Arthropoda, Insecta, Diptera, Psychodidae. Gene Ontology annotation, biological process: inner mitochondrial membrane organization; cardiolipin acyl-chain remodeling. Gene Ontology annotation, molecular function: 1-acylglycerophosphocholine O-acyltransferase activity. The transcript is spliced from 6 exons. The record is from RefSeq and is a predicted model, not a curated record. Bases 145 to 927 code for a protein of 260 amino acids.